This is a messenger RNA of Magallana angulata, 1906 nucleotides long. Its product is annotated as multiple epidermal growth factor-like domains protein 11. The record is from RefSeq and is a predicted model, not a curated record. The transcript is spliced from 6 exons. The coding region runs from base 49 to 798 and encodes 249 amino acids. Gene Ontology annotation, molecular function: scavenger receptor activity. Lineage: Eukaryota; Metazoa; Mollusca; Bivalvia; Ostreida; Ostreidae.
UACACAGCAGAUUUUAUUCUUGGAUUCUCCGUGUAUGUCUCCAAUACCAUGGAUAGAUCACAGGAAACAUUGUGUUUCAAGGACAACAACUUCACAAUAAACACAAUACCUCCUGUAUUCACAACAGACUGUUAUGUUCAUGGACAAUAUGUCAUUUACUACAACGAGAGACUACCAGGAGUUGUCUACCCCGACGAUUAUUAUAGUUAUGUAGCGAGUUACCUCUGUGAAGUAGAGGUGUAUGGAUGUCCAGCAACAGGGUUUUACGGAUCCAACUGCUCCAUACCUUGUCCAGACGUCAACUGUCAGUACUGUCACAUAGAGACGGGCACAUGUCAGGGAUGUAAACCUGGGUACCAAGGCCAUCACUGUGAAUUAGAAUGUGACAAAGGAUCCUUUGGUAUUGGAUGUAAAGAAACAUGUGGAAACUGUCUAGAUGUGAAUCAAUGUUCAAUAACCAAAGGCACAUGCUUAACUGGUUGUGCUGCUGGUUAUAAAGGGGAUUCUUGUAAAUCUCCCUGUCCAGGUGGUUAUUUUGGAAAUAAAUGUACUGAAAAAUGCAAUGACACAUGUGCCGGAUGUAAUAAUACGAAUGGUGUUUGCGACUCUGGAUGCAUCCCUGGCUGGAGAGGUCACCAGUGCAACGAAGAAUGUGACAAAGGAUGGUAUGGUAUUGGAUGUAAUGAAACAUGUGGACACUGUCGUAAUGAAAGCCAAUGCUCCAUUGACAAUGGAACCUGCUUAACCGGAUGUGAUGUUGGUUUUAAAGGGGACCGAUGUAAAACAUGUAAAACGUAAUGAGAAAGUAAAUGAUAGAGAAACGAAAGACAUAUCCCAAUGUUUUAGCCGUCAUUUCAAUAGGACAUUACAAAAAAAUGACAUAUACGUCGCAUAAAACAUUCAUUUUCAGCUUGUUUUUCGUUUACUAUACUAAAUAUAUCAAUCUUAACAUUUUACUGUCCUUAAGAUGUAUGAUUCAGUGUUGAAAUACAUUUAUGUAUUACAGUUUUCGACAUGCGCUGUUAAAUAUAAAUGUUUUGUUAUCAGGUGAUCAAGAUAUUACAAUGGUGUGUUGAUAUACAGAUUUUGAGUUGUUUAUUGUUGUUGUUUUAGUUUCACUUCGUUAUAAUUUCAUUUUUGCUUGAUGGUGUAUAAAUGUUAUGUUAUUUCCUUUUAUUAGGAAAAUAUGCAAUAUUGCUACCAUUCACUAAAUAAACAUUUGUGUUUUUGUGCGAUAAUAAAUUAUUUAUUUUCGUUUCUCUAUGAUGAAUGAUGUAUGAUGUUAUUUGAUUUUUGAAUUGUAUAAAACCAUUUAACAUCUGAGUUAUAAGUUGUACAUUUUCUGACGUCAUAAUAAAUAAUCAAUACAUACAUAAGAGUCCAAUGCAUACAAGGCUCAAAAUGACCUAAUCCUGCCUGUAUGUAAUUAUGCAGUUAGCAGACUGGACCGAUAGAGACAUGGAUGCUCAAAACCAUGGUGUUUGAUAAUGUUUGGGUCUUUCACUGAUAUUCUACUCACCUAAUGAUCUCGUGUCUGCACAUUAACUUAUCAAAUGUUGCCACGGAGGUUAGUGGUUACGUUCACAUUAUACUAAAAUAGUUAAUACAUGUCUGUUGAAUUAAAAAGAUUAACUGUUUACUUUGCAGUAAAAACGAAGUUUUACAUGUAAGAGGUUUUAAUGGAAAUAUUAUUAAAAAAUAUGUUUUCUAUCUUACUUACUUUGUGUUAUCAUGGUUGACUUGUUCGGAGUCGUCAUUGUAGAAAAUUCGAACUAUUCGAAUAAUGAUUUGUUAUGUUGUUCUUAAGUUUUUCGUUGAUAACUAUAUUUAGGACUAACGAAGUAUACCAUUUAAUUUAACUACUAUUUCAGAUAUGUUUUUAUAGUGUUUACAAUACAAUUUUGUA